Molecule: messenger RNA, 339 nt
Organism: Recurvomyces mirabilis
Lineage: Eukaryota; Fungi; Ascomycota; Dothideomycetes; Mycosphaerellales; Teratosphaeriaceae
Exons: 2
Coding region: 1-339 (112 amino acids)
Source: RefSeq, a predicted model, not a curated record
AUGCGGAUCGCCGAGAUCAUAGGAGAUUAUCGCAACAUCCAGACUUACAUCGCUGCCAUCCGAGCUAGUCCUUCGGCUGAGGAAUAUAACGAAGAGGGCUACCUUGUCUUGCGACGAUGCGUGGCAGCAGCGCAGGCGCUACUGGCUCAGCCUUUCCAAACGACGAGCAGUAGUCGCGGCGAUGAUGAGCAGGACAAGAUCCAUCUGAGGAGCUUUACUUGCAAGCAACGGCAGCGCUACGAUGGAUCAAUUCCCGAAGCGCCAUUCUCCAAGGUCAACGGCCACAUGCAGGGCAUGCUCCAGCUCUACAACAGAUCUACGCACAACUUCGAGCAGUAA